UGGUUAAUUUGGCUUUGGGUUUGCAGGAACAUUUUACAGAGAUUUUGUUUAAUAAAACACCGAUGUAACGGGCAAGACCAAAGACGAAGAACUUUCCGGAAAGAAUUUACUUAACAAAUGGCGCUUUUACAUUGUUACAACAAAGGAUGUGCGUCAAAAUUUGAUCCAGCAAACAAUCCAGCAGAUGGCUGCAAGUUCCAUCCUGGGGUUCCUGUGUUCCACGACGCCAUGAAGGGAUGGUCUUGUUGUAAAAAACGUAGCACUGACUUCACUGAAUUUCUCAACACACCUGGCUGUACCACAGGGCCACACAGCAAUGAGAAGCCAGCAGAACCAGAGAAGAUAACGCCAGUUGUUGACAUACCAGACACACAGCAGGAAGAAAAGGAGAAAGAAGGGAAACCUCAGAUGAUGAAGCAGAAGAUUGAGGUGGGUGAGGUGGAGCGACCCCCUGUGGACGAACCAAUUACACGCCUUCCUGUCUCUGUCGCACCCUCCCUGGAGAAGGCCUUCGAGAAGGCUCUUCAGCAAAUGACCCUACAGGCUGCAGAUACCACAAACACUGGUAAUGGGGAAACAGAAGUGAAAGUUGGGACCCAAUGUAAAAAUACCGGCUGUCAGGCGAUUUAUAAAGCACCAGAGAGUAACUCAGAGAAGUGUGAAUAUCACCCUGGAACAGCCAUCUUUCAUGAAGGAAUGAAAUACUGGUCGUGUUGUCAAAGGAAGACUUCAGAUUUCACAAACUUUCUGGCCCAGGAAGGCUGUGCCUCGGGAAAACAUCUCUGGAUCAAACCAGAGAUUGAAGACACCAAGAAGAACUGCAGAAUGGACUGGUUUCAGACAGGACCAAAUAUCAACAUCUCCGUUUUCUCCAAACUUCCGGCCCCCGAUCAGACGUAUGUGGAGGUGAACCGUAUCACUUGUCAUAUACACAUCACAUUUGAGGGCGGCAAGAGCAUCUUCAAUCAGACUCUUAUUCUCAGAAAUGCCAUCAUUCCUGGGCAGAGCAGUGUGAAGCUUCUGGGUACAAAGGUUGAAAUCAUGUUGCGGAAAGCUGAGGCCUUCAGCUGGCCUUCUUUGGAAUACAAGGAACCCUCUAGUUGACACCUUGGCAUUUGUAAAACUUCACCAUGGUUUUGUCUUUCUUUUUUGUAUACUACAUGUUUUUGCCCGAAGAUAAGCCAGACAUUAGCAAUACAUGCCUUGUGUUACAUUAAUGUUUUGUCUUUCCAGUAAUAUUUCCAUGAGUAAUACCUAAUAAUACCUAAUCACAUCAUUAACACCGUUACUGGAAAUAAACUAUCCACAUUGUGCCCAGGAUCACCUACAGCUGCUGUCUUCAUAUAGGCAACCAAUGAUGCAGUCAUUCUGUCUAAAUGCUUUUGAUUCAGUAUCUAAUAGCAGCUUAUGUUUCCUAUAACAGUAUUAUAUUUUGAUACAAAAAUAAGUGCAGGUGAUCCUUGGCAAAAUAAGAGUAGUUUACCUGCCAGAUAUCAAAAGUUUUAAUCUUGUGUUUCAAGUACAAUCAGUGAUAUACAUAUGUCAGAAGAACUUAGUCUCAAGUAAAAUCCAGAGUAUAGUGUCCUUUACCAGAACAGUUUCAAUGUUAAUUUAGAAAAUAAUUGGACAUAAUUCAUAGUAAAUAAAAUGUUAAUGUUAAUUUUGAAAAUAAUUGGACAUAAUUCAUAGUAAAUAAAAUCAUUGAUAGAUUUUUCAUACAGGAAUACAUGAUUGUAUAUGAUUAAAUACAUUUUUGUCAAUAAAAAUGUGAUGCACGAGUUA
Messenger RNA from Mya arenaria, 1782 nucleotides. RefSeq names its product cysteine and histidine-rich domain-containing protein 1-like. The record is from RefSeq and is a predicted model, not a curated record. NCBI's taxonomy places the organism in Eukaryota, Metazoa, Mollusca, Bivalvia, Myida, Myidae. Bases 118 to 1104 code for a protein of 328 amino acids. The transcript is spliced from 9 exons.